Molecule: messenger RNA, 1053 nt
Organism: Talaromyces marneffei
Lineage: Eukaryota; Fungi; Ascomycota; Eurotiomycetes; Eurotiales; Trichocomaceae
Exons: 3
Coding region: 1-1053 (350 amino acids)
Biological process (GO): protein farnesylation; protein geranylgeranylation
Cellular component (GO): protein farnesyltransferase complex; CAAX-protein geranylgeranyltransferase complex; cytoplasm
Molecular function (GO): protein farnesyltransferase activity; CAAX-protein geranylgeranyltransferase activity
Source: RefSeq, a predicted model, not a curated record
AUGCACGAAGGGAAAUACAGCACAUCCCCUGAGUGGGCCGACAUUCAACCCAUUCCUCUCGACGAUGGAUCCAACGACGGCCAGGGCGCCAGUCCGCUGGCAGCCAUUGCCUACAAACCGGAGUAUUUGGAGGCAACUUCCUACUUGCGCGCCGUUAUGGCAGUCGAUGAGAUGUCGGAGAGGGCACUGCAGCUGACUGAGGAUGUGAUUAUGAUGAAUCCCGCGCAUUAUACUGUUUGGCUGUAUCGAGCAAAGAUCUUAUUUGCGCUGGAUAAAGAUUUGACGCAGGAAUUGGCGUGGCUGAAUAAAGUCUCCCUCAAAUAUCUCAAGAAUUACCAGAUCUGGCACCACCGCCAACAACUUCUUUCCUCAAAAUCACACUUCCAUUCUCUACCAGCAGGGGAACAAGACUUUCUAAUGCAAAUGUUUGACUCCGACUCUAAGAAUUACCACGUCUGGUCUUAUCGGCAAUGGCUCGUGAGGCAGUUCGAUCUGUGGGAUGAGCCGCGCGAAAUCGCCGAUGUGGAUGCGCUGAUUGAGAUGGAUGUGAGGAACAAUUCGGCGUGGAAUCAUCGUUAUCUCCUGCGGUUUGCGCCGAGAGAGGAGGCCGAGGCUGCGAUGGCUCCCGGGGGGAGUUAUACUCCUGCGGAAAAAGGGAGGUUGGAUGUUGUUGAUGAAGAUGUCGUUGAGGCUGAGUUGGACUAUGCGCAAAAGAAGAUUUUGUUGGCGCCGGAGAAUAGAAGUCCAUGGCUUUACGCACGGGGUGUGUUGAGGGCGGCGGGGAGGUCGUUGGCUGAAUGGAAGGGGUUUGCGAGUCGAUUUAUCACCGAGGAAGUUGGAGGUGAUGAAACGAUUGUGCACGUCAAGAGUAGUCUUGCGCUGGAAUGGCUGGCUGAUGUCUACAGUGAAGAGGCUGGUGAACUCGCGGAGGAUAAGAGACAAGAAAAAGUGGGCGAGGCAGUCAAGAUGUUGAACUUGUUGAAGGAGAAGUAUGAUCCUAUUCGGAGGAAUUAUUGGGAUUACAAGAUUGGGCAACUUUCUGUUGCUGCUUAG